Molecule: messenger RNA, 1148 nt
Organism: Petromyzon marinus (sea lamprey)
Lineage: Eukaryota; Metazoa; Chordata; Hyperoartia; Petromyzontiformes; Petromyzontidae
Source: RefSeq, a predicted model, not a curated record
UGUGCAAUUUGUGUUUUGUUUCACCAGCGAGACCAGCAGUUUAUGAAGCUCAGCUGGCACUUUCUUUUAUUGCUCAAAGUCCUCACACAGGGCGUUGCGGUUCGAGGGUCGGAGCGCAGUCGAGCGCACACAAGGGGAUGGAGCAGGACCUUGUAUUCAACCUGGCACGGCCGGAGGACUACGAAGAGGUGAUGCGCAUGUCUGAAGGCAUUUACGAAGGGAAAGACUACCUGCCCAGCAUCUACCACGACUGGCUCAAGGACCCAAACAGAACCGUGAUGCUCGCACAGCUACAGGGAAGAAUCGUGGCACUGGAAUCUUUGCUGCUGACGGACGGGGGGGCGACGGCCCUCGUCGGUGGUCUCCGCGUGGGCCCCGAGCACCGGGGCAGAGGAGUGGCCGGCCUCAUCCAGCGCCACACCCUGGAGUACGUGCGGGAGCGGCACUCCGGUGUGAUGCGCAAGCACGUGCUACGCGGGGACACGGUGGGCCCCGAGGUGCUCAAGAGCCACCGGCUGCUCUUCACGCGGGUGAGGACGGGGGUGGGUCGCAAGCACGCUAACCGCAUCGCCACCGCUCCCCUGCAGGUGAUGUUCCACCUGCACGUGACAUCGGAGGCGAUGGCCGCCACCGUCGCUCGAGCCGCCGACCUCACCGACCGCUCGCUGUCUCUGGAGGUGCGGCAGAGCGAGGCGGAGGCCAUCCUCCUGAGUGCCGCCGUCGUCGACGAUCUCCUCCCCGCGCGCCUCUUCGUGCACAACUGGGAGCCCUGCCGCCCCGACCCGGUCAACUUCCCGGCUCUGAGACGCCUCGCACUCACCUGGGCGACGGACGACCCGCGCGAGCCCUCCGUGUUGAGCGUCUGCGGCCGCGCAUUUCCCAUACCCAAGCCGAGCCGCUGGUGGCGGCAGGACGUCGAUGUUUUCAGCAGCAGCAGCAAGAGUAGCUGCUGCCUUGCAGCGGUCAACGCGCAGGUGGCGUUUCACCUGGCACGGGCACCAGAGGCUGCUCCUGGAGGCAACGUUUUGCUGUACGUGAGCGUGGAGAGCACCUUGGCCGAGGGGGUCCAUGGCUUCUUGGCCAAGGUCCUUGGCUCGGCCGCAUUGAUUGAUAGAUUCGAGCAGAAGCUUUUGGAAGUAGAUUUGUAA